AUGGCGGCCAUAUUCUCCUGGCUACCCGGCUUAUUUGUCUCUACAAUUUCGAGAAUAAUAUCAUCUGCGAAACUUUAUUUCCCUUUCAAUAAAUUCAACUUUUCGCGGCGAAGGCAAGAUUCCCUUUCACAGAAGGAUGUUUCUCUAGAAAGUGGUCUGUCUACACCACCGGUUACCAGUGAGAAAUAUCCAGAUUGGCAAGACCUAGACCGUUACCAAGAUGUCCUUGGCCAGCUACCAAUGCUUCAGGUCUAUGCCCACAUUCUUUAUUUAUUUCCACUUCCCGAGAAUGUACCACGUGAAGUGGUGUUGAGUGAUCUUUCGAUGGCAAUCGCCAGCGUUCGAAAAGCAGUACCCUGGAUGGGAGCCAAAGUGAUCAAUGAAGGCAGAUCGGAAAUCAACUCAGGGCUUUACAAACUGGCUGAGUGUAAUUCCGCUCUAUAUGAAAUCGAUGUCAGGGACUUGUCCAAUGAUGAGACAUGUCCACCAUACCAAGAUCUGAAGAAUCGCAAAGCACCUAUUUCAAUGUUGGAUUCCGACAAGUUCACAUCAGUACCUGGAUUUCCCGUCCGAUUUGAAGAUUCCGAAAAAGAUCCUUCACGAGUGCUUCGACUCAAUGCUACGUUCAUCAAGGGCGGUUUGGUAAUCGAUUUCUUAAUUCACCACAACACUGCUGAUGCUGGCGGACAUUUCGGUUCUAUCAAGAUGAUUGCAAUGGCUAUGCGUAAAGAAGAAUUUCCAGAAGGGUUAUUGGAGCAUGCAAACCGUGAUCGAAGGAAUCUCUUUCCGUUGCUGGGCCCCAAGGAGCCAAUGCUGGAUCACAGCAGUCAUCUUCGACCGCCAAUUACCUCCGCUGCGCCUUUAGUGGCGUCCGACCCAAUUGCUGCCAAGUAUCAUGUGAUAAGGUUUAGUGCACAGAAACUCGAUAUGUUAAAAGACAUAGCGAGCAAAGACCUAGAUCCCGAUGUACCUUUCAUUUCCACUGACGAUGCAUUAAGCGCCCUAUGUUGGAAACAUUUUACCCUCGCACGCGCUCAUAAAUUCAGUCCUCAGACAAAGUCGCGUUUUGCACGAGCCGUGGACGGCCGUGCAGCAUUGAAAAUCUCAAAAGAUUAUAUGGGAGAUGUGAUCCAUAACGUUUCCACAUUCCUCACUUUCGAGCAACUCACUACCUGGUCGCUUUCACGCAUCGCGUCGCAUCUACGAAAACAUCUCAACGCCAAGAAUACGGCGUAUCACAUUCGCAGCUUUGCCACUUUUAUCGCGAAUACACCCGACAAGUCGACCAUUACAUACGGCGGGCAGUUCAACCCAGAGAUAGAUGUUGGCUGCUCCAGUGUACGCGGGCUAGGGAAGAUAUUGUUUCCGAGUUUCGGCAUCUUAGGUGAACCGGAAUUUGUUAGAAGACCCAAGCCUGGAGUCGCAUUUCCCGGUCUUCUAGUAUUCUUCCCUGGUAGUCCCAAUGGUGAUUGUGAUGUUUGGGUGUGUCUGCCUGAAGAUGAGAUUAGUACUUUAACGGAGAAGGAUGGCGAAUGGAGGAAGUGGGCCGAAUAUAUUGGUUGA
Messenger RNA from Talaromyces marneffei, 1563 nucleotides. RefSeq lists its product as uncharacterized. The record is from RefSeq and is a predicted model, not a curated record. Bases 1 to 1563 code for a protein of 520 amino acids. NCBI's taxonomy places the organism in Eukaryota, Fungi, Ascomycota, Eurotiomycetes, Eurotiales, Trichocomaceae. The transcript has a single exon.